Molecule: messenger RNA, 2767 nt
Organism: Notolabrus celidotus (New Zealand spotty)
Lineage: Eukaryota; Metazoa; Chordata; Actinopteri; Labriformes; Labridae
Gene: cant1b
Product: calcium activated nucleotidase 1b
Exons: 5
Coding region: 378-1631 (417 amino acids)
Biological process (GO): proteoglycan biosynthetic process
Molecular function (GO): UDP phosphatase activity; calcium ion binding; GDP phosphatase activity
Source: RefSeq, a predicted model, not a curated record
CGAAUUUACCCAUGGCCCUCUUUAGGCUGAAUCCGGCCAUGGCUAACAAGCAGUAAUUUAUCUAAUUGUGUCCCUUUACACUCAUUAACAACAAAUAGUAUUAACAUAAGGAAAUGCUUCACUUUUUCGACUGGUGUAAGGAAACUUGGAUGUUUAAUGCUGAAGUUCCUGCUGCUCACUGUCCGAAGUUAAACGCACUGCUCUGUAGAUCCAGUCUUCAGGCAGGAGGAGCUAAUCUCCCACUAACCUCCGCUAACGGUAACCGAACAGUUCAGCAAGUAUGACCAACCGAGCGGACCUGAGGACCCUCUGCACCCGGCUAUAGUUGUCAUCAACCUCAGUCCAAGCCACUAAGAGAAAAUGAUGACAAUUCUCCCAUGACCUCCUUCAGUGUAGCAGUCCGAGGCCUCCCUCUGGCCUUGGCGUCCAUGACACAAGCCACCACCUCGGACUCACGCUUCCACCCUAAAUGGCGUGCGAUCACUGUGGCGACCCUGCUGGCCUUAGUGCUCAUGCUCUACCUGCACAGGACGGUAGGGGACAGAGACACUACCCAAAGCGGAUACUACAGCAACAGGGCUCCCAGUUUUCAAAUGGAGCUGGAGGGGGAGGACGACCCCUUCAGGGACUCUAACAGACGAACUGCUCAAAGUCUUCCUCGACACAUGAAGAGGGGAAAACCUUACAACGACACGUACCCGUUGAGUCCACCAGAGAGGACUAGUCACGGCAUACGCUACCGCAUCGCUGUGGUUGCUGACCUGGACACCGCCUCGCGCAGCUCCAAGGAUCAGACGUGGAUCAGCUAUAUGAAGAGAGGUUACCUGACUGUGUCGGACAGUGCGGACACACUACAGGUGCAGUGGGAUGAUGACACCGUCACUCUGGAGAGUCACCUGGCUGAGAAAGGACGAGGUAUGGAGCUGUCUGAGCUGGUGGUAUUCAACGGUCAUCUGUACAGUGUGGAUGACCGUACAGGUGUUGUAUACAGGAUUGAGGGCAGCCAGGCUGUCCCCUGGGUUAUCCUGCCUGAUGGUGAUGGCUCUGUCUCUAAAGGAUUCAAGGCAGAGUGGCUGGCAGUGAAGGAUGAGCACCUGUAUGUCGGCGGUCUGGGUAAGGAGUGGACCACCACCUCAGGAGAAGUUGUCAACAACCACCCAGAGUGGGUGAAAGUUGUUGGCUACCAUGGGGACGUAGAGCAUGAAAACUGGGUGCCACACUACAACGCCCUGAGGAGCGCGACAGGAAUCGAACCACCAGGCUACCUUAUCCAUGAAUCAGCAGCAUGGAGCGAGCGUCUCCAGCGAUGGUUCUUCCUCCCUCGCCGGGCCAGUCACGAGCACUACGAUGAGACGGCGGACGAGCGACGUGCCACCAACCUCCUCCUGUCCUGCCCCGCAGAUUUCAGCCGCAUCACAAUGGGCCACGUUGGACCGCUCAACCCAACCCACGGCUUCUCCUCCUUUAAAUUCGUCCCGGAUACAGACGAUCAGAUUAUUGUGGCUCUGAAAUCCGAGGAGGACGCGGGCAAGAUCGCCACAUACAUCAUCGCGUUUACGCUUGAUGGUCGGGUGCUGAUGCCCGAGACAAAGAUAGGGGAUGUGAAGUAUGAAGGGUUUGAGUUUAUUUAAAGAAGCACAUUUACACCUCGUACAGGGUUGUAUGGAGUGCUAAUUAUUACAUUCCCCUCCAAUUCUACUGUGCAAUAAUACCAGUGACCCAAAGUUAAACAUUUCCUGAUGACUUAGUCUAAUAACUGAAAGGAGGAAGAGAGGAAGAGAGGGAGCAGGGGAGGAGGAACACCUCACUAUCACUAAACACCAACAAUGUCACCAGUUCAGUUUGAGUUUGACCGGUUUGAUCGGCCAGUUUAUCAGCUUCCAAAAAUCUAUUCAGUCAUCAUCAGACGAAAGAUGUAACUUCAUCUUUUCAGUGCCUGCAGAUUGAGACUUUUUAUAAACAUGGAAAGAGUUAUUUAUACACUAAUUAUAUGUAAGAAGAGUUUAUGUUAAAGACAUAUUUCAAAUAAAUAUCUGUUCUUCAGGGGAGUUUACCAAGUAGGUUCAACAUACCCAGUCUUCCUCUGGGUAAGCCUGAAGCUUCAGUUGGAGAUGUCGGGUAUCACGCUGGUGAUACAAUGGUCUCUGUUAACUCAGGCUUUCUGCUUCAGGCUCUUUUCCGUGUGCAUUAACAGAAAAGCAGCAUCUAUUGCAUCAUUUGUUGGUUUUUCUGCGAGAUAAGGAUAAGGAACACCCGCUGGCUGGCUGCUUCAGAGACUCAAAUUGAGAAACUGGUCUAGACCAGGUUGUGAUUGAGGAGGAAGUUGAGGCGGUGACCUCGCCAAGUUGAAAGAGAGCUCAGCAGGCUUGGUUUACCUUCUAAUCAUGCCUUGUGUUACACUCCCAGGUGAUGUAGACCUCCUCCCCUGCAGUCAGACUCUGCAGGUGAGACUCUCAGGGGCACAAAUAGUAACAGGUUUAAACAUUGUUUUAAAGAAAGGGGUGGGGGGGUUCCUUAAAUACUUGAACUACAAUACUUAUUGCUUUGUUUUGCCUUACCUGUUUAGACACUUUGUUUAUCAGAUUUAUAUUUAUGGAGAGUUAAUUCAUUUCAUGUAUAUCCACGUCUGCCUCAUACACUACUUGUUGUCAGUUUCUCUGAACAGGUCCGAUUCAAGCAUCAAGUAUCUAAUAAAGCUGAACACCGUCAGCUGGUGUUUCUCUGGUUUAAGAAGCUAUUUAAUGAAGAUUAAACUAUUCAAAUAUUA